ACCUCGACGUGGGAAUAACUGCACUUGGGAAUCCUGAUUCUGAUAUGCGAGUUUUCCUUCUGCGCUUCAAUCCGCCAAUCCUGAUUUAAGCUUUAUUCAGCCUCGGACGAGUCAAGCGCUGACUCGUGCGCGAGGCGGAGAGACUAGAGAGAAUCUUGUUUGUCUGCUCUCUCUCGUACUCUGAUUCUCUCUCUCAGUCUGUCUCUCUCUUCGUAUUUUGUUUCUCUUUUGCUGUACUCACUGCAACUGAGCAAACAUGGGUUUCUCUGUAUUGGAGGGUUUUACCAAGUCUCUUGCCAUGACAGUGCUUUCUGAAAUUGGAGACAAGACAUUUUUUGCUGCUGCUAUCUUGGCAAUGCGCCACCCAAGGAGGACUGUCUUGCUAGGCUGCUUGGCAGCUUUGAUUGUAAUGACUAUUCUUUCUGUGCUUCUUGGCUGGGCUGCCCCCAAUAUGAUUUCUCGCAAGUGGACUCAUCAUAUAACAACGAUAUUAUUCUUGGCAUUUGGGCUUUGGUCCUUAUGGGAUGGAUUCACUGACGAAGGGGAGGCUGAAGAGUUGGCUGAAGUUGAAGCAAAACUGGAUGCUGAUUUGAAGGGAAACACAGGAAAAACCAAAUCAGAUCCCAAGGCAGAUGAUGAUUUAAAAAAGAAGAGGAAGCCCUUUCUCACACAGUUCUUCUCACCCAUAUUUUUAAAGGCAUUUUCUAUUACCUUUUUUGGCGAGUGGGGUGACAAGAGCCAAAUUGCUACAAUUGGUUUGGCUGCAGAUGAAAAUCCAUUGGGCGUGGUCCUUGGUGGAAUCAUAGGACAAGCCUUAUGUACUACUGCAGCAGUACUUGGUGGGAAGAGUUUGGCAUCUCAAAUAUCUGAGAAAAUGGUUGCAUUCUCAGGUGGAAUUCUUUUUCUAGUAUUUGGUAUCCAGUCCUAUUUAUCGACCGUUGAACCAUGAUGUAAAAGGCUUGCUGAUUGAAUGAAUCCGCAUCCUAUAAUUCCUUGUACUGAUGCACAUUUUUUUUUUGCUGCAUUUCAACAUAAAAAUGAAUUUUUUUGACAUCUUUUUUUUUUUUGGAUUGCUAUGACCUCUUGGACUCUCACUCUUUGGAGGGCAAUAGCUUUUAUUAGGGAAAAAGGAAACAUUGUAUCUUUUUUUGGUACAACAGGAAACAUUGUAUAAGGAAAUAAUGUCUUUGUGCAAUUAAAGUUUUCUGUGUCAUUAGAAGCCUCCGGUAUGGGGAAUGA
Nelumbo nucifera (sacred lotus) is the source of this 1239-nucleotide messenger RNA. RefSeq names its product GDT1-like protein 5. Gene Ontology annotation, biological process: Golgi calcium ion transport; calcium ion transmembrane transport; manganese ion transmembrane transport. Lineage: Eukaryota; Viridiplantae; Streptophyta; Magnoliopsida; Proteales; Nelumbonaceae. Gene Ontology annotation, cellular component: Golgi apparatus. The record is from RefSeq and is a predicted model, not a curated record. Gene Ontology annotation, molecular function: manganese ion transmembrane transporter activity; calcium ion transmembrane transporter activity.